This is a messenger RNA of Aspergillus steynii IBT 23096, 1954 nucleotides long. Its product is annotated as peroxisomal biogenesis factor 3. The transcript has 4 exons. NCBI's taxonomy places the organism in Eukaryota, Fungi, Ascomycota, Eurotiomycetes, Eurotiales, Aspergillaceae. The coding region runs from base 341 to 1954 and encodes 537 amino acids. Gene Ontology annotation, biological process: protein import into peroxisome membrane. Gene Ontology annotation, cellular component: peroxisomal membrane. The record is from RefSeq and is a predicted model, not a curated record. Gene Ontology annotation, molecular function: protein-macromolecule adaptor activity.
GAAAGACGAUAUGCUGCAAAACCCCGGAGCGAAUCCCCCACUGCCCAGAACCCCCAAGCCAUGCCUGUCGCCAGGGUCGAUGACGUUCCGCAUUCACGUUGGCCGCUUGUUAACUAUCAAGUUUAGCCGAGGCCGCUUCAGCUCCAUCGUUCCCCGACCGUCGCUCCAUGACCUGUCGUUUCCCCAUCUCUUCUCUUCACUUGAUUUAUCUCCUGGACUUCCUCCCACCAACCCCCCGGCACUGCGAUAAAAAUUAUUCCGGACGAUAACCCUAUAAUGAUCCUCGGUUCCGCCUCGGCUUUUUGGAAGAUAAUCGCCUGAUCCCUUCCCCUGCUCCACCAUGAUCGGUGCUACGAGGCGCUGGUUCCGGCGCAAUCGCAAGGGCCUUGCGAUCGGGGCUGGCGUGAUCGGAGCGGGUUACCUAGCGGGACAAUACGUGCUGAACAAGAUUUCGGAAGCUCGAGAGCGUAUGAGCAGUGAUCGAAUUGCUCGCGAGAACCUACGACGGCGCUUCGAACAGAACCAGACUGAUUGCACCUACACCAUCCUCGCCCUCCUACCAACCGCCGCCGAGGAUAUCCUAGAGGCCCUCCCCGUGGAAGAAUUGACCAAGGAGCUACAGAAGAAACGGGCGGAGAGGCUGGCUCGCCUCAACGGUGGCGAAGCGACCUCGUCGGAUCUCAGCUCGGUGGCCCCCAGUCUCCCCGAGGAGGAUGGACGCAGCCUGUCCAGUUUCCAGAGCGAUGGAUUCCUUCGCACUAGUCAACUGGGGGAGUCGACUCUCGAGGGGGAUGGUUCGCCGCGGCCGAAGCGGAACAAGACCCAGCUUUGGAACGAGGUGAAGAUCACCUCUAUCACUAGGUCCUUCACUCUCAUCUACACGCUGUCCCUCCUGACCAUCUUCACCCGGAUUCAACUCAACCUUCUCGGCCGCCGGAACUACCUCUCCAGCGUGAUCUCCCUGGCCACACCCGCGAACACGUCGACAAUCAGGCUGGAAAACCACGAGGAUGACGAUCUGACUCAGACCUUGGGGAAUGACUUCGAAACCAACCGGAGGUAUCUCGCCUUCAGUUGGUGGCUGCUGCACCGGGGUUGGAAGGAUUUGAUGAACGAGGUGCGAGAGGCCGUCCAGGAAGUGUUUGGCUCGCUGAAUCCCCGCGAGGACAUUUCGCUGGCACGACUCUCCGAAUUGACUCUCCAGGUCCGGAAGAAAGUGGAAGGCCAUACGGGCGCGGAUCGAAAAUACCGAAAAUGGCUGUCCUAUUUGCUUCCUCCCUCCGAAGAAGAGGAGGGGCUGCUAGAGGAGUCCGGAGUCCUGGGGGUCGCAGAGCCGUCGACAACACAAACGGCGACGACGCUCCGGCAUCUCCUGGAUGAGACGGCCGAUCUGAUUGAAUCCCCCAACUUCACCCGCGUCUUGAUGCUCCUUAACAACGAGUGCUUCGAGACGCUGAUGCAGCAGUGCAGGGCCGAUGCAUUCAAGGCAUCGCCCAACGUGCCCGAAACGACACCGCAGUCGUUCACGUCCGUUGCCACGGUGGUUCCCGUGGCCGGCAGCUCGGAGCCUAAGACGAAGCUGGCCAACGUGCUGGCCGUGAUGGCCCGACAGGCCCAUGUGAUUGGCAACGGCACCACGCCUCCGAACCUGUACCUGGCUGCUAUGGAGCAGAACGUCCGCGAGCUAGAAGCGUUUGCGGCCGUGAUCUACAGCUCGAACUUUGAUUUCGAAUUGCUUGGACCCGAGACCAAACUCGGCUCUUUGGAGAAAGAGGGCGACGGGCCGGAUACGAUAGCCGUGGGGAAGGACGAUGAAGGGUCGAUGGUCGAGGUCGAGGCCGUUGAAGACUCAUCCAUUGCGCCAGCCGGCGAUGAGUCGGCAUUCGAGACGGCGUGGGGGAAAGCGGUCGAGGAGCAGCCAUCGAGUGGGCCAGCCACGGAAGCUGGUCGGUAG